AUGAGCUUAGCUACAGAGGCAUCAAGUACAUUUGAUCGACACACAUUUCUCCCGCCGUCGAAUGUGGUCAUACCAGCUGCUAUCGACUGGCGUAAAAAGGGUGCUGUGACUACGACGAUUGAAGACCAGGGUCAAUGUGGCUCGUGUUGGGCUUUCACGGCGACAGGUGCCCUGGAAGGACAACAUUUUAUUAAGACCGGCAAAUUGGUGGGACUAUCGGCACAGAAUCUAAUGGAUUGCUCCGGAAAAUUUGGUAAUCAAGGUUGCAAUGGAGGACUGAUGGACGCCUCAUUUGACUACAUCAAAGCCAACAAGGGUGUGGACACGGAAGCAAGCUAUCCGUAUGAAGCAGUGGAGGGAAAGUGUCGCUUCAACCGGACUAAUGUGGGCGCCACCGAUACGGGUUUUGUUGAUCUUCCACCUGGAAAUGAAACCGCUUUGGAAAUAGCUCUUGCCACCGUGGGCCCAAUAUCGGUCGCGAUUGAUGGUUCACAGUCAUCCUUUCAGUUCUAUUCGUCAGGUGUUUAUGACGAGCCAGCAUGUUCGACGACACAAAUUGACCACUCAUUCGUUCUUGUUGGCUACGAUACGCUUACCAAUGGCACCGUCAAGCAAGAUUAUUACAUAGCAAAAAACUCCUGGGGCGAAUCGUGGGGUAAUAAAGGCUACAUUUGGAUGAGUCGUAACAAGAAAAAUCAAUGUGGCAUUGCGAACAUAGGAAGUUAUCCCCUUGUUUAG
Didymodactylos carnosus is the source of this 738-nucleotide messenger RNA. The record is from the annotation of a GenBank genome assembly. NCBI's taxonomy places the organism in Eukaryota, Metazoa, Rotifera, Eurotatoria, Philodinida, Philodinidae.